UCACAACUAAACACAGCAACAUCACUUCAUGAGAUGGCAACGAAAAUCAUCUACUUCUUGGUGAAUGGGAGACCAGAAAAGGCUGAGUUCUCAGCAGACUGUCCUGCCCAGGAUGUGAAAGAUCUAUUCCGUUCAGCCGCAGAGGCAGGACCCCAUGACAUUCUGAAGCUGUACAACCCCAAAGGUAGUAUCAUCAACAUCUCCCCAAGACUGGAAGCAAACAGUCCAAACUCCUGCUACAAGCUGGAGGUGGUGGCUGCUGACUGCAACAAUGAGUCCUUAGGUGUGGAGCUUGCUGGUGCACUAGGAUUUGAUUUGUCAUCUAUGGAGAAAAGACUGCAGGGUCUGGAGAAGAAACUCCUCAUCGAGGCCAGUGAGACUCCUGCAGUCGUCUACGAGAUGAAGAAAGAGGUUGAUUCAUUUAGGGAAAAACUGGAGAGCGUGGAGCACCUGAGCUGGCUGGGCCUGUUCAAAGAGCUGUCAGAGGGAACACAAAAACUCUCCCCUUUCUACCACAAGAAAACCCUGCACAAAACCAGAGAGGAGUGCGAGCACGUACGGGAAAAGUUUCUCCAAAUGAGCUCCCUGGAGGUUUCGGAGGAAGUGAAGCAAUAUUUAAAGACCCCAAACUUCGACAACUGGCAGUGGGAGGAUGCAGAAAUCAUGGUGCUCCUGCAAGUCAUGUACACCGACCUGGAUUUCAUAGCAUUGUUCAACAUUGAGCCAGAGAUGCUGCAGCAGUUCCUGUUUGAAGUCUACCAGAAAUACAACAACAUCCCAUUCCACAACUUCAAACACUGCUUCUGUGUCACCCAGAUGAUGUAUGGUUUGAUCUGGUUGACUGACCUAAGGAACAAGAUGGACAGCACUGACCUGCUGAUUAUGCUAACCUCGGCUGUCUGCCAUGAUCUUGACCACACAGGAUACAACAAUGCUUAUCAGGUAAAUGCUCGGACGGAACUUGCUCUUCGCUACAAUGACAUCUCUCCACUGGAGAACCACCACUGUGCUGUUGCGUUUGAGAUCCUGGAGAAGACAGACAGCAACAUCUUCAGAAAUUUGUCCAUGGAACAGUACAAAAGGAUAAGGGAGGGAAUAAUCAAAUGCAUUCUGGCCACAGACAUGACAAGGCACAAUGAGAUCCUCAACAAGUUCAAGUCCAUCUUGCCUACAUUUGACUUUGAAAACAAGGACCACAGAGAUGUGCUGAUGAUGAUUCUGAUCAAAGUGAGUGAUAUAUCCAAUGAGGCGAGGCCGAUGGAGGUGGCUGAGCCCUGGUUGGACUGCCUGCUGCAGGAAUUCUAUAAUCAGAGUGACAUGGAGAAGUUAGAGGGCCUUCCAGUUACCCCCUUCAUGGAUCGAGACAAAAUAACCAAGCCAUCAUCUCAGACAGGAUUCAUCAGAUUUGUCCUUUUACCUCUCUUCAUUGAGCUGGCAAACCUCUUCCCCUGCUUGGAGCAACACAUUAUUGACCCAGUUCGGAAGGCUCUUGACUAUUACACAGAAAUGGAAAAAGCGCUGGAGAAGGAGAAACAGAAUCGAGUUCAGAGUGAGAAUGUAACCAAGAGCAAAGAAACGGCAGAAACAACGGACAGCCGGACUGAGGGAGACGCCUCAACAGCAGACCCACAGUGAACCACACUUAUGAUCCCACAAAACAG
This is a messenger RNA of Thalassophryne amazonica, 1661 nucleotides long. RefSeq names its product high affinity cGMP-specific 3',5'-cyclic phosphodiesterase 9A. The record is from RefSeq and is a predicted model, not a curated record. Bases 34 to 1635 code for a protein of 533 amino acids. The transcript has 14 exons. Gene Ontology annotation, biological process: cGMP catabolic process. Gene Ontology annotation, molecular function: 3',5'-cyclic-GMP phosphodiesterase activity. NCBI's taxonomy places the organism in Eukaryota, Metazoa, Chordata, Actinopteri, Batrachoidiformes, Batrachoididae.